GACCAUCUUCCUGCUCUCUUCGGACCUCGAUUUGCCCUGUACCAUUUCCCCAUGUCGCGCAGUCGUCUACAGAAUAGCCUCGACAGAGACGUCUUCCAAAUCGUCAGGAGAUACGCAGACGAGGCCACGGACCUGCCUGCGAGCAGAAUCCGGCCUAGUGCCAUAUACGAUUGGAUCAAAACAUCAAACUCGAGCCUGAGGCGGCGACCCAAGAAGCAGCUCGAGGACAGCAUUGAGCGCGUGUUGGCUGUCUUACAGGAAGACGAAUGCGGAAACGACGACGAACUCGUCCCUUUGGAGGGCAACGUUGGGGAGGAACUGGAAGUGGAGAAGCCGUCUGUCGAUAUCAUGAAUCGACAGAUUGUUAACGGUUGGGCAACGGCUGCCAAAUCCGGAGCUGCGACCCCCUCGACAAAUGGCCAGAAGACGCGGAAGAGGGAUGCCACCAGAGCGACCGAAGAACGGGAAAGUAAGAAGCAAAAGACACUGGACCUUGUGCCUCCGACUCAUGUCAGCUUGAAAGAUGUUGGUGGGUGCGAGCAGGUCAUCGAACAGUUGAGGGAGCAUCUGGUAUUGCCGUUGCUGGAUCCAGAAGAAUAUGUCAGGAGACGAUUACCGAUACCGCGGGGUAUCCUGCUUCACGGUCCACCGGGAUGUGGGAAGACCCUGAUCUGUCGAGCGUACGCAGCCCUCGUCGGCGUGCCCUUCGUCGAGAUACUAGGCCCUUCGAUCGUGUCCGGCGUGUCCGGCGAGUCAGAGAAGCAGAUCCGGGAGAUAUUCGAAAAGGCGAAAGAGGCCGCACCCUGUCUGUUGUUCAUCGACGAAAUCGAUGUCAUCGCACCCAAGCGGGAGAGCGCCCAAAGCCAGAUGGAGAAGAGAAUCGUUGCCCAACUGCUUGUCUCAAUGGACGGCUUGGCCAUGGAGGCCAACGAUGGCAAGCCGGUCAUUGUGCUCGCAGCCACGAAUAGACCGGACAGCCUCGACCCUGCGCUUCGACGAGGCGGCCGUUUUGACACUGAAAUCAACAUGGGCGUGCCGAACGAAUCGACAAGGGAGAAGAUACUUCAGGCGCUGACGCGCGGCCCUAAGAUGGCACCCGAUGUCGACCUCAAGGCGCUAGCAAAGGCUACGGCAGGGUUUGUGGGCGCCGAUCUGAAGGACCUUGUCAGCAAAGCCGGUACAUGGUCGAUGGAUAGGUACCGCCGGGCUCUCGAGGAGCAGGCGGCAGAGCUGGAGAGCGAGAUGGAGGUCGAUGGCGACCAAUCCGAAUUUCCUAACGAGUCGGUCAGGAGAUCGUAUCUUCUCGUCAAGCGUUUACGGGCGAAGGGAAUCCCCAGACCAGAUGGGCACGAUGACGCAAUCUCGAUGGAGGCGUUCCAGGCCGUGCUGCCCACCAUAACGCCAUCGUCCAAGCGAGAGGGUUUUGCAACGGUGCCGGAUACGACUUGGGAGGAUGUCGGGGCUCUGGACGACGUCAGGGAGGAGCUUGAGCUGAUGAUUGUCGAGCCCAUCAAAGAUCCCGAACGGUUUAGAAACCUCGGUCUUCCUCCCUCCGACGGCGUAUUGCUGUGGGGACCCCCUGGGUGUGGUAAGACACUGCUUGCGAAGGCUGUGGCUGCGGAGUCAAAGGCAAACUUCAUCAGCGUCAAAGGCCCAGAGUUGUUCAACAAGUAUGUUGGCGAGUCCGAACGCGCAGUCCGCCAAGUGUUUAUGCGCGCCCGUUCCUCUGUCCCUUGUGUCAUAUUCUUCGAUGAAGUGGAUGCGCUCCUUGCACAGCGUAACGAGCAAUCGGAGGCCUCAGCUCGAGUUGUGAAUACCAUUCUCACCGAAUUGGAUGGCCUCAGUGAUCGCGACGGUAUCUACCUCAUCGCUGCCACGAAUCGACUGGAUAUGAUUGACGAGGCGAUGUUGCGAGCAGGGAGGUUUGCGCGUCUCCUUUACGUCGGACCACCAAAGCCGGAGGAACGAGUCAAGAUCAUGCGUGCGCUGAUGAAGAAGACGCCUCAUAAUCUCCAACUAGCAGAGUUCGCCAGGAGAGACGACAAGGAUGGAUGCAAGAACUUCUCUGGUGCCGAUCUCAGAGCGCUUCUACAUAAUGCGGCGAGGCAUUGCUUGAGAAAUCAGCGAAGGGAACUGGAGCUGGUGGACUUUGAAGAGGCGGCUAAGACUAUGGUGCCUAGUAUUCGCGAUCUUCAGAGGUAUGAAGAGCUGCGAAAGAAGUUCGAAUCGGUGGAUUGGUUACGGAGAUAGGUCGAGAGACUCCCUAAAGGCAAGGCGCUACUUUUACUCUCUUAGAGUCAGCAGUCUUCGAAGAUUUGACGCAUGGUUAGAUUUGGUGAUAUUCACACCCAGUACCCAG
Westerdykella ornata is the source of this 2359-nucleotide messenger RNA. Its product is annotated as ribosome biogenesis ATPase RIX7. Gene Ontology annotation, molecular function: ATP hydrolysis activity; ATP binding; preribosome binding. Lineage: Eukaryota; Fungi; Ascomycota; Dothideomycetes; Pleosporales; Sporormiaceae. The coding region runs from base 52 to 2250 and encodes 732 amino acids. The transcript is spliced from 2 exons. The record is from RefSeq and is a predicted model, not a curated record. Gene Ontology annotation, biological process: ribosome biogenesis. Gene Ontology annotation, cellular component: nucleus.